AUGAGCCACCGGCGAGAUUCUGGCGGUGAUGUAGUUCACGUGAUACCCACAAACAAUCCUCCGCCGGAGAAUUGGUUCCCGAAUCUCGGAGAUAGCGCCGUCUGGGCAACGGAAGACGACUACAAUCGCGUCUGGGCGGUGAAUCCCGACAAUUCCUCCGGCGACAACGGUCCUCCGAACAAGAAAACGCGAGGCUCUCCUUCGUCCUCAUCCGCUACUACCACUUCCGCCUCCGCCGCAGCAGCGAGCAAUCGAACCAAAGCGAUCGGGAAAAUGUUCUUCAAGACGAAGCUCUGCUGCAAGUUCCGCGCCGGGACUUGUCCUUACAUCACGAAUUGCAACUUCGCUCACACCGUGGAGGAGCUUCGUCGUCCACCGCCGAAUUGGCAAGAGAUCGUGGCGGCUCACGAGGAGGAGAGAUCCGGUGCGGGUACUCCUACGGUUGCCGCUGCGGCUGAGCCAAGGGAGGAGUUUCAGAUCCCGUCUCUGGUGUCAUCGACGGCUGAGAGUGGGAGAUCUUUUAAAGGAAGGCAUUGCAAGAAGUUUUACACCGAAGAAGGAUGUCCUUACGGAGAAAGCUGUACGUUUCUGCACGAUGAGGCUUCGAGGAACAGAGAAAGCGUUGCGAUUAAUUUAGGCCCUGGUGGUGGUUACGGUGGAGGAAACGGCGGUGGUUCUGCUGCUGGUGGUGGUGGUGGUAAUAGCAACGUGGUAGUGCUUGGUGGUGGUGGUGGAAAUGGAAGUGGAAAUGUAAGUGGAAGUGGAAUUCAUAUUGUGAAGCCUUCAAAUUGGAAGACAAGGAUUUGCAACAAAUGGGAGAUUACUGGUUAUUGUCCGUUUGGUGCUAAGUGUCAUUUUGCUCAUGGAGCUGCAGAGUUGCAUAGAUUUGGAGGUGGGCUCGUUGAGGGAGAAGGCAACGACGGAGCAUCGCCCAAUUCGGACAUGAAGCAAACAGGAGCAAACACGAAAGGACAUUCGGAUACAACACCGACGCUUCUAUCUCCGGGAGUUCCUCAUCUUGCAGACGCCGGUUACCACAGUGGAGUCGCGUUGCAACGAGCGUCUAGUGCGGUUACGCAGAAACCUGGGAUCAGAACUCAUCAGAAAUGGAAAGGACCGGCGAAAAUAAGUCGGAUAUACGGUGAUUGGAUCGACGAUGUUGAAUGA
Molecule: messenger RNA, 1167 nt
Organism: Thlaspi arvense
Lineage: Eukaryota; Viridiplantae; Streptophyta; Magnoliopsida; Brassicales; Brassicaceae
Source: the annotation of a GenBank genome assembly